Molecule: messenger RNA, 1630 nt
Organism: Leptomonas pyrrhocoris
Lineage: Eukaryota; Euglenozoa; Kinetoplastea; Trypanosomatida; Trypanosomatidae
Exons: 1
Coding region: 977-1630 (217 amino acids)
Source: RefSeq, a predicted model, not a curated record
AGUAGAAGCGCAGCCAAACGGCGUGUCACACUUACAACUCGGUAGAUUUUUAUCUCUUUGCAAAACAGAUGGACGUGAUUUGUCUCGAAACCAUAACAUUUGUUUGCGCUUGUGGCACACGGUUGACGCGCUGAAGAACCGCGAAUGUUCGAGUGCGAGAGAGACUCUAGCGACAAAGGUGCGUAAUCUUUUCCACAGCUCAGCCGGUUGCAACCCACGAUUUUCCGCGCCUGCGUGUCUCUACGAAACUGACCUACAUAUGUGGUGAGCUCUUGUUCUCUCGCACGUUGUCAUCUCCGAUUCGGCGACAAACAAAAGAUGUUUUUUCAUGUGCACGCCCUUUUAUGUUGACUUUAAGAAACAUUGGUCUUCUUCGUUUGUGUCGGUUAGAAGGAGAGAACACGAAGAUGCAGGGAUUAGAGUGUGCUGUCUUCUCGCGCAUCAAUAACGGGCUUUCUUCUUUCCUACCCAACGCCGAAUGCAUGCGAGCAUGAAUUACCUUCGAUUUAUUCGCGCAACCUGGGCAACGUGAAAGAUGAUACCAAUUUCGUCAAGUAUUAACGUAUAUUCGACCCUGCGUCCCGGAUAACAGUCAUUGUUUUGUUGCUGUUCUCAACGGUUGGGGCUCAUUCUUUUACAAGGAUAGCAUUGUGCUCCUGGGAUUAUCUGUAACAGUCAGUUUCUUUUUUGUGCGGUGAUGAAUAUCGUUGGUUUUCUGUGAUGAAUACUAGUUGCUCUCCUUCAAAAUUCAAAUGGUCAAUCAUCCCCUUUUACCUACCCUUUUUGCUUCUUUAUUAUUACUUGGUGGUUGCAGUCUCUUCUCAACACUAUUCGUUUGCUCGUAGGCUUCAUCUCACCCAGUAGGUUUGAGACCACGCGUUGCCAUUGCCGUUCACCACAUACCAGUCUUUCUUUGCGCCAUCCUAAGAACGUAUUUCAUUUUUUUCUUCUACUUACAAGACAACAAGGAGCCGUAAUGGAGCGCUCGAAAACAGAAAGCGAACUCCAACAGGAGCGGGCUGACGAGAAAUUUGCUCGUCAACUUCAGGAGCAGCUUAACCAGCCUUCGCCUCUACCGGAUCCUUCGCUCCCACAGCAGGGAGCUACUGACGCAUCGCAGGAAGCUGCCGAUGCCGCGUUGGCACGUCAACUGCAGGAGCAAAUUAACCGCCAGGAAGCUGCGGAAGAAGCUACUCGUCACCAACACCGGAACUCAGAAGAUAAAAUUGAAGUCGCAUGCCCCGUAUGCACAUUCGUCAAUCACAUCAAGUCUUCUAGCUCGGCGAAGCACUGGAGGUGCUCACAGUGCCGUGAACUUCUUCCCAAUCCAGCAGCACCGACGGAGCGCAGCUCGCAAAAAGACCUCGUGGAAUGUAAGGUGUGCCAUUCGCUCAACAGACUUCCAACCAUCAAAUCUGAUGCAAUUCUGUGUGGCGGUUGUUACCAAGAACUUGGCUCGUCGCUGAGGGCUCCUGCUCCUACGCUAGAAAGCGAAGAGAAUCAACGUACGGUUCAAAUGCGAUGCGGUCAGUGUAAUGUGGUCAACGCAGUGACUGUUGGAGCCGACGUGAAGAAAAUGGAGUUUAUUUGUGGUGGUUGUGGCGUGUUAAAUACCAUUGCUCUUGAUUAA